Symbiodinium pilosum is the source of this 525-nucleotide messenger RNA. The record is from the annotation of a GenBank genome assembly. Lineage: Eukaryota; Dinophyceae; Suessiales; Symbiodiniaceae.
AUGGGCCUUUGGUUGACAUGGCUUGCUGCUUUGAGCCUGAUGCUUCCGUCUGCGUUGGCAGAUGAACCGGCAGAUCCCACCUUGCCAGGCAUGGUAGCGAGAAUCGCUGCAGGCGACUUUGAGAACAACUUCUUCACUGGCGACUUCCUCAUCACCAAGCCUGCCAAUGAGAAGGAGGAGGUGGGUGCCUGCCUGCUGGACAAGGUCGGGGCGAUUGUGACCGAGAACGGGGUGGGGGGGUUCUUGAACGACCUGCAGGUUGAUGCGGCGGCGUGCUGCACCAAGGAUGUCAAGGACUGCGUGGCGGAUGUCAAGAAGGCCUAUGCUUUGCUGACGGACGUUGGCCAGAACCGGCUGACUGCAGAUAAGGCCGCUCCCCAGGUUGCCGCAAUGCUCUUGAAGGCCGUGGAGAAGCGCCUCUCAGUCGGCAAGGUGCAGGCAAGCCACGCCCGCUACUUUGGGAAGUGCCCAGAUGUUGAGAACUGCACCAUGCAGAUGCUUGGUGCCCAUGCCAUGGAUCUGUAA